UACGCCUGUGAGAACUGAAAAAAAGAAAAUUCUACAAGAAGAUGUUAGCUUGAGUACACAUAGCAGUUAUCCUGUGUCCAAUUCAUUGUUAAAUUUAAUACGAUUGGUCGCCAUGCAGCCUGUAACAAUAGUGGAAGAUAAUCCUCAGCGGGAGGGCUAUGCCGGGAACUACAGCGUAGGAGCUGUCUUAUGUGUCUCUACGAUGCUAUUGCAAUACGCCAUUGGGCUGGUGGUGUGUGGAGGUGUUGGAUACAUCGCAGGUGCGAUACCCCCAUCUACCAUGUCUACCAUAUUAUACUGUCAGGUCUGCGCCUUCUCUCUCGGAGGGCUUUAUCUUUUCACCUCAAUCAUUGGAUUUGGAACAGCGUGUAGGAACAUGUACAUGAUUGUGUUCUUCCUGAUAACAUGUAUCUUGUCAAUGGUGGGAAGUUUACCAGUUGCCGGGUUCUCCUUCUACUGCACCUACUGUAUCGUAGCACCACAGACAGAUUUGAAGCAGUGUUAUGCAUUGUGUUCGACCACUGCCAAUGGUACAACGACCAUCAUUUGA
Molecule: messenger RNA, 550 nt
Organism: Lytechinus variegatus (green sea urchin)
Lineage: Eukaryota; Metazoa; Echinodermata; Echinoidea; Temnopleuroida; Toxopneustidae
Exons: 6
Coding region: 113-550 (145 amino acids)
Source: RefSeq, a predicted model, not a curated record